Messenger RNA from Durusdinium trenchii, 3099 nucleotides. The record is from the annotation of a GenBank genome assembly. Lineage: Eukaryota; Dinophyceae; Suessiales; Symbiodiniaceae.
AUGAAGUGGCAAUCCUGGAAUCGCGUUCUGGGCCUGUCGUCUCGUGCGAUCUUCCUCACCACUCAGCGUCUACUGGAUGUGGCGGCAGUGGUGUAUGCCGGAGGCGACAGUGGCCCUUCAAUCACCCCAAUGGUAUUGGGCUUGUUGCUUUCGACCACGUUGACCGUGGUCACGAUGCGAGCUCAUUGGUCGGGUCUGCGGCACCGAGCCCACGGGACCGUGGUCGCCGUGGUGACCUCCAUGCUGCAGGUGGCGGCGGUGUGGGAGAUGGCGGACAAGGUCCUGUCGGGUGGUCGGCCUCGGCCGAAGUAUCGUGCCAUGGACCCAGAUGCGUCUCAGCCUCUCCUGCCACUGGCCUCUGCUCCUGAUCCCAGCUCGAACCCUCCAAAAGGGAGCCCUGGGGAGAAUGCCAUGCGCGGAGUGCGGAAACUGAGUAUCUGCAACAUCCCGCAGGCCUUCAUUUCGCUGUGGUUCCACAUGGGCCUCUUGAUCAAAGGCGCCACGUGCUCCACACACUUAUCAGUGGCCUUCCUAGCAGGCUAUCUGUCACUGAGCUUUGGCAUUGCAGACUUCGUGCUCUACAUCUGGGUAGAUGAUGUCUUCGUGCGAAGUAACAAGAAGCUGGUCACUGCUCACUAUUGUGUGGAGAUCAUCGCGAGGUUGCCCACCUUGGCGUUCUUCCACUAUGCCUGCAAGAGCAAGAAAGGCCCUUGGCCUUUGCUCAGCCUCUUCCUGCUAGACGUCUCUGGUACUUCUUUACUGUUGCGUUUCGCUCGAGCGCACAAAUCUCUCUUGGAUUCCACGUCUACGUCCAGAUGCGCCAACUUCCUCUUCUCCACCGUGGUUUCUGCACAGCUCUUCUUUGUGAACGUGGUGUUUUUCGAUCCCGGCAUGCAUUUCCUGUAUGUGAAUCAAGUGUUCUAUGUGAUCAAGUAUCUGGAGUUCGUGGUCAUGUGGCGUUGCAUCCAGGAAGCUGGCUUUCUUAGCCCCCAUAGCCGUUGGACGGUGGACAUCGCCCAGCUUCCCAGAGGCUGGUAUCAGGGGCUUUUUCUCUUCUGCCUUUUCUUCCUGCUGCUCAAUGCACUCUUUGUGUGGACCUUGGUGCCCCAGCGCCGGCGAGAGAAAGACCAACGCUACUUCACCCCGGUUCAUGGCUAUCCAGAGCCGGUUCCAGCAUCUGCUGACACGAGCCGGCUUCGGCCCAGCGGUGAUCCGGCACAUCAGCGACAGCUACAUGGACUUGAAGGUAUUUUCGAGCUGCUGCUUCUGCUGAGCAAGGUCCACCAUCCGAAGAAUCGCUCCAGAUUGGUCAUGGCCAUCCUGGAUGAGCUGUGGUUACACGCCCUGCCCUGGGAAGGAAUCUACCAAAAUGAAGCUGGAGCUCGAUUCAACCUUCAGGUGAGUGACUAUGGCAUCCUGAAGUGCUCUGAUCAUCUGAAUGCUGGUGCUGAAGUGCUUGGAAACGUGAGUAAGGGGCACUUAGAGAUGUCCGAUGGCCGCCAUGGAAAGUUCGAUGGCUACCAGCUAGUCUGGUCGGAUGGCAGCCGCUGGCGUCGAGUGGAUGAGCAACGCUGGCACCAGGACCUGAAGUUGAUCCUUCCGCAGCUGGCAUCUGCUUUAUGCUGGGAUUGUCAUACUCCACAAUGGCCAUGGGAGCGGAAGGUGCCCGGCGAAGGCUUCCGGAGGCCGCUCCUGGAAUUCCUAGUGGAGUUUGCCGAGAUGACCCAGCAGCGAGACUUCGUUUGCGACCUCUAUUGGGCCUUGGUGUGCCUGUCAAAUCAGGAGGGAGAUGGGAAGACUUCUUUGGAUCCUGAGCCAUGUACCUAUCGCGCCGUGCGACUGGCAUUGGUGCAGGUGCUUCUGCAGGGUUCGUCCUCCGGCCAGGAUUUCUACAUUUUGGCACGUGAGGACCUCUAUCGCCAACGGGAGCUGUGGCGCCAGCACAUGGCGCUCAGCACGGCCGUGCGGCGGAGCCACGUGGGGGCGGCGUUGAAGACACAGGUUCUCCGGGAGGCACUCCAGCGCAGCUUCGCUGAAGCGCGUGGUGAAACUGGGGAAGCUGCCCAAGAAGAUGAGGCUUCCCUGAGAAUGUCCUCAAGUGCCCCGACGGUCUCGCUGCUCUCGCCACGGGAUGCUACGGGGCGCAGGGUGCAGGUCUCCUUGCCUGUGGACCCGACAGCGCAAUUCUGCGGCACCGUGGUGGAGGAAAGCGAAGUGCUUUCAUCCAAGCAGUCUCCCAUGAUGCUCGUGUGCCGGAUGAAGAAGUCUGUGGAUGGCCCGAUGCCGCCAAGCCCGAGCCCGUGCGAGCCAGAGCUGAUUGAGAGAUAUUUGGUCAAGGUCGGCGAUGACUUGCGGCAAGACCAGCUGAUGCUGGAGUUGAUGUCGUUGAUGGGCCGCGUUUGGCAAGCUCACCUGCUGCCAGAGGAUGUUCAGUUGCUGCAGCUGGCUGAGUUUCAGGUGCUGGCAGUGACACCCAAUGCUGGCUAUGUGAAGUUUGUUCCGGAGUCGACCUGUUUGACCGAAGUCCUCCGCCACUCGCGGGGGAACGUCAUGGCCUGGCUGUCGGAGCAUCGGCCCAAGUCGAUGACGGUGGACACGGUCAUGGACAACCUGUGCGGCAGCGUGGCAGCCAGUUGUGUUGUGACCUACGUCCUCGGCAUUGGGGAUCGACAUUUAGAGAACAUUUGCUUAACCAGCUCAGGCCAUUUGUUCCACAUCGACUUCGGCUUUGUGUUGGGCGACGACCCAAAACCACUCUCGCCCCCGGUGAGACUUCCAGCACAAAUCGCGCAAGCGCUCAUCGCUAGCAAGCGGCUCAACAAAUGCUUCAAAUUGGCCAAGCGCGCCUACCUGGCACUCCGGCCCUUUGCGCAGCUUUUCGCUGCUCUGCUGCAGCUUGCAGCUGCAGGCGCAGGCUGCGCCAAGCUCGCACGGCAGCCGAUGGCGGCAGUGGCCGGCGUUCAGGAACGCUUGCGGGUAGAGGAGGAGGAUGAGGAACGAGCUGCGGCGGAGUUCUUGGCGUUGAUGCGCGAGAGCUCGCAAGGAUUUGCCUCUGUCAUGAUUGACAAGGUGCAUGCCGCUGGUCUUUUCUGGCGAUGA